Molecule: messenger RNA, 1002 nt
Organism: Trichechus manatus latirostris (Florida manatee)
Lineage: Eukaryota; Metazoa; Chordata; Mammalia; Sirenia; Trichechidae
Product: ribonuclease P protein subunit p30-like
Biological process (GO): tRNA processing
Cellular component (GO): nucleolar ribonuclease P complex
Molecular function (GO): RNA binding
Source: RefSeq, a predicted model, not a curated record
AUGUGCUCCUGGGCCGUCCCCUCCACCUGCCCCCCAUCCCCCCGGGCGGCCGCAGCGUCCCCUUUAAAUGCCCGGGAGCCGGAGCCGGAGCCCGAGCUGCCGCCGGCGCUGCGGCUGCUGCAGCACCCGGGCCCACCGCAGUCCCCGCACGUCACAAGCGACUGUCCAAUCAUAGCGGCGCCGGCGCACAUCAAAGGGGCGGGCGGCGGACGAGCCCCGCCUCCCGGCUGCCCCGGAGGCUUCCGGAGCGCACCGAAACCCUAUGGAGAAAGUUCUGUGCGGCUCGUGGAGAACGCCUCUCACCUUGGCUGUUCAGUUGUUGCCAUCAAUCAUGCUGUUGACUUUAAGGAAAAGAAACAGGAAAUUGAAAAUCCAGUAGCUGUUUCAGAACUCUUCACAACUUUGCCAAUUGUAUGGGGAAAAUCAAGACCGAUCAGAAUUUUAACUAGACCGACAAUUAUCAUUUCCGAUCCCUCUCACUACAAUGUUUUGAGAGCAGCUUCUUCAAGGGUCCGCCUGUAUGAUAGUGUUGCAGUUUUUCCAAAGACAGAAAAACUUUUUCAUGCUGCUUACACACAUUUAGAUGUGGACCUAUUCUUACUUCAAAAGAGCCCCCUAGCAAUGGCAAUUGACCGAGGCAUAGGCUUUGAAAUUGUCUAUAGCCCUGCCAUCAAAGACUCCACAAUGAGAAGGUACACAAUUUCCAAUGCCCUCAAUUUGAUGCAGGUCUGCAAAGAAAAGGAUGUAAUUAUAUCCAGUGCUGUAGAAGGGCCUUUAGAAAUAAGACGACCAUAUGAUGUGGCAAACUUGGGGUUGCUGUUUGGGCUGUCUGAAAGCGAUGCCAAGGCUGUGGUGUCCACCAACUCCAGAGCAACAUUACUUCUCCACAGAGACACUAGAAAAACUGCUUUUGAAAUUGUCUCCAAAGUGAAGAAACCCCGGUCAUCAGAAGGGGAUGAUGAUUCUCUGCCAGCUUGCAAGAAAGCUAAGUGCAAGAGCUGA